AUGAAAGCACACACUGUAGCUCGUGGUUGCGUUUUAUCAGCGUUAAAGGUCAAAAUUAGCAUAUUUUUAAAACCAUCGUGAUUUAAUAAAAUAUUUCGAACAAGGAAAAUGUUUUCUUAAUAAAGUGUCUGUUUUGUAUCAAUUAAUGACCGUUGUGUGAUAUCAAAGCGCGGCCAUUCAUCUAAGACUAGCCAACACUGGACAUGGUAUACUGUAGUACACAAGCGUGUGCGCCAACAGAGGAACACUACUUCACUCUCAUAAUCAGGCAAAUCCACGAUCGGAAAGAAUUCUGACGACUGUGUUUUUAUCGGCCAGCCCGGGGCUUGAAAGCAAGAACUUGGUACACACAUUCGUACACAUCGUUAAAAAUACAUCAAUAUGUUAAGAAUAUUUGCUCUUUUAUUUUUAUUCUCUACCGCGUCUGCUCUUGAAGGAGAUGAAGCGUUACAAGACGUCUUCGAACAAGUUCUUGAGAAUAAUAACCCGGCCCAAAUGAAUUGUUCCAAUAUCGAAGGGACUGGGAAAGGAUGCUACGAGUGCUACGUGUGUUCUGAUGCGGAAGUAGAACGACAGAGGAGUAGAGGAAAAAUUAAAACUGAAUUUCGGUUACACGACAACAAAUGCUCGAAGACCGACAUAUGUUGUUUUUCGCAAUCACAGAACACUUUCAGGUCAGGAGGUGCCAACUGCGGUAAUAGCAACCCUGAAGGUUACCCUCGGGCGGUGAGGAGCGCUUUGAAAUCAGUUCUCCCUGGGGAGUACCCAUGGAGAGCUUGGAUUCACAGUAAAACAGAACCCAAUGUACCUCUGUGUGCUGCUGUCUUCAUCAGCGAAGAGUCACGUGCCCUUGUGACGUCAGCGUACUGCAUCGAGCAAUAUCCCGCAGAGUCCUUGAUCGUUCGCUUCUCAAAAGACCAUUACAUACCUUACGAUGUCAAAAGGGUAUAUAUCCACGAAUACUUUGACAGCGAAACCCGAUACAAUGACAUAGCAGUUCUUGGUUUGACGUAUUUCAAUUCACUACCCGUGUGGGUUAAGCCAGUUUGCCGGUCAGAAACGAAAGGUCUUUUCGCAACAUCCUGUGUUGCUGUUUCCGGUGAAGAUUAUUACGUCAAUACAGUUAUACCGCAACAGAGCAAGUGUGUGGAGGGCAGCAUCCCCUUAGAUGACUCUUUCAUAUGUACAAUAGCAGCACGGAACGAUUACGAACCGGAAGUGGGGGGAGGUUUGAUCUGUCCUGAAGAGGCUGUGAAAACCAUGUACUACACAGCAUACGGAAUCACCCUGUAUCGCAGCGGAAACACGUCUAUUAUGAUACAUACAAAUGUCACACACUUCCACGGUUGGAUUCAAGAUCAAAUUGAUAAAUUACUUGAAUGAUUUAAAUAAAAAAAUGGUUAA
Messenger RNA from Nymphalis io (European peacock), 1404 nucleotides. RefSeq lists its product as uncharacterized. The coding region runs from base 382 to 1383 and encodes 333 amino acids. The record is from RefSeq and is a predicted model, not a curated record. Lineage: Eukaryota; Metazoa; Arthropoda; Insecta; Lepidoptera; Nymphalidae. Gene Ontology annotation, molecular function: serine-type endopeptidase activity. The transcript is spliced from 11 exons. Gene Ontology annotation, biological process: proteolysis.